Molecule: messenger RNA, 978 nt
Organism: Ixodes scapularis (black-legged tick)
Lineage: Eukaryota; Metazoa; Arthropoda; Arachnida; Ixodida; Ixodidae
Exons: 1
Coding region: 1-978 (325 amino acids)
Biological process (GO): DNA replication
Molecular function (GO): DNA-directed DNA polymerase activity; nucleotide binding; DNA binding
Source: RefSeq, a predicted model, not a curated record
AUGUUUAACCCGCAGCACGAACCGUCUCAGAUUUUGGACUUGGACGUAAACGGUCUGUAUGCGGCGACAAUGAGAGAAGCCCUCCCAGUGUCGGACUUUGAGUGGGUGACGAAAGACGAGAUUGCCUGCCUGAACAUUGGUGGCGCUCCAGAUGACGCUCCGACGGGCUACAUUCUGGAGGUAGACCUCAGAUAUCAUCAUCACUUGCACGAGACUCAUUCUGACUUUCCCUUGGCCCCCGUGAAGCAAAACGUUCCCUACGAUUGGUUAUCCGACCAUCAAAAAAGCCUGAUUGACAAGUUUGAAAUGCCCAAAGAGGAAUCCACUACGAAGCUGUUGCUCAUACUUCACGACAAAACGAAAUACGUUUUGCACUACCGGAUUUUGAAACUGUACACCCAGUUAGGACUAGAGGUUACCCAAAUUCACCGAGUCCUAAAAUUCUCGCAGCGAGCGUUCUUGAAGGAGUUUAUUGAUUUUAACCACCAGCUGAGACAGCAAGCAACCAACUCUUUCCAGAAGAAUCUUUCCAAACUGUACAGCAUAUAUGGCAAAACGAUCGAUAAUGCCAGUAAACAUGGACACAUUAAACUCUGCGUUAAAGAGGGUGACAUACUGAAAAUGCUUCAGAAGCCGAAUUUUACGCAGUUUCGAGCACUUUGGUCGCAGGUCGUAAUUUUCCAGUUUUCUCCGAGAGUGAUCAAACUCAAACAACCGCUCUACGCAGGGUUCUCAAUUCUUGAGAUAUCAAAAAUAGUAAUGUACGACUUCUUUCAUAAUCAACUUCGUCGUGCGAUCCCCUCAGCUAGGGUUCUUUACUGCGACACGGAUUCCUUCUUCCUACACCUUCAGGGAUCAGACGUAGACGACAAACUGCUCCAACUCCGAGACGCAUGCUUGCAUACAUCUGGAUAUCCAGAGUGUCACAAGCUCUUUUCAACCGAAAACAAAAUGAGGCUCGGUGUGUUAAAAAAAUGA